GCUGAGAAAUGGUUUAAAACUAAAGACCAGUGUGACCGACAGCGUGAGCUGAAAAGUACGAAAUGGUUAGAAACUCUGAAACUUUCAACAGAGAAGAAGAAAUCUCUAUAGACCACUACAUUGCCGGGUUGCUACUGGCAUGUCUAGCUGUACCAUAAAUAAUCAACCAUUGAGACCAGUAUAUGGACGGUGUUGAGCCGGACGUCAAGAAUGGUUAGACUCUACUAGACCAUAAAAUGGUAAGAUUCAAACUCUCGAGUUAAGAAGAUAAAGACGACAUUGGAACAUUCAGUCUGCAUUUGUUUAAGUACUUUAGUCUAGUAAGCUCGACCGAGGACCACCGCGAGUGUAACUUUGAAGGAACCAAUCUAAUGAAGACGAGAGGGGAAGAACAUUUCCCUCACACCACCGUGUGGUACUCUUAUGGAUCCAGUCUAAUGAACACUUCCAGAACAAAGAAAGCCUACUACCAUAACUACUAAGUACAUUGUGACCUCUGGUUGACAACCAGGGACUUACACAACCAGAGACUUCUGUCAAACUACUCUCCACAGACUCAAAUGAUUUCAACUGUCACGAUAUUCUUCCUGGGAAGGAGAGGAGGACCAAAAUGCGGCGUGAAUGUGGUCUUUCGUUUGGCUAAUCUCCCCAUGGUUAGUUCAGCGUGUGCACUCGUAUCUGUCUUGUAUUGUGACACCAAGCACAACCACCCCUACAUCCGAUCGUUGUGUAAAGUGGUGGAGAUUAGUGUGACGACCUUAUCCUCCGUAGCCUGUAACAGUGCCACCCCCAUCAUCAUUAAGCUGGAGCCCCAAAUUUCUGUUGUGAAUGAUCUUGCAUGCAAAGGCCUGGAUAAGCUUGAGAGUACAUUGCCAGUGCUUCAACAGCCUUCACAGCAGAUUGUUUCAGAUGUGAAGAAUAUAAUGAUGGAGGCCAAAGAUGCUGUAGUCAUUGCUGUCUACGGAGCAAAGAACUGCAUGUAUUACACCCUGACUGGAUUGGUUGCGAUGACAAAAGGCGCAAGUGGUGGGAGAGCCAAUAUUGUGUCCCUGGAACAUGCUGUCCAGCUGGUUAGUAUUGGACUGGAAAAUGCACUGAGCCUGUCAGAAGCCCUGGUGGACCAAGCCCUUCCUCCGACCGAUGAAGAGAUGGAAGACGAGGUCAAGACUGUGAAGGGCUUUGAUGUUGCCGCCGCCAGGUCCAGCUCUCCUGUCCGACUGGUUUCCCUCACGGUCAAGCUGUGUAAACGAGCAUACCACCAGGCAGAGGAGAAGAUGCGCUUUGUCAAAGUCUGCGGUCAGAAAUCCCUCAACUUGCUUCAGCACACCAUGCACUUGGACAAUCUUGGCGCCUUGGUGGAAUGGACUAGUAACGUUCAAGAGAAGGAAGACGAGGAGACCGAGCGGGUGGUUAUCCACUGCCUGAAUGUCUCUCCCAGUGUGAGUCACCAGCUGCAGAGAAACUGUCUGACCCUGGCCUGCAGCCUACAAAAUCUCCCCCGCCACCUCCAGCAGCAGGCUGUGUGUGUGCUGCUUUCUGCCUCACAGAUCUUAAACAACUUUAGUUCCACUGACCCCCACCUGGGCAUCAGACCUCAGGGAAAAGUGAGCAGUUCUCUGGAUGCCAUCCUGGACUACCUGGUCCACAACAUGUCCCUCAAUUGUCUGGUGGGGCCCUGGUGUCCUCAGAUGCCCCCCAUUACUCCAAGGGCCCAGACCAAUGGUCAGGAAGAGGCCUGCCAAGAAAACUGGUGUUUUUGACCUUGGGUGUACUGUCACACCCUAUGAACAAUAUUGAUGUGGUUUGUGUUGGGAGUCAGUCAUCUCAGAUAUGCGUAGGCUUCUGAAAUGCAGUGGUCGGUUUUUAUUAAUAUUGGCCUAACACAGCAUGUCAAUGCAUUUGACUUGUGGGCAUAUAAUGUUUAAUGGACUUGGGUCAAUAGACUGUUUGGGGUUUCUGUCACUGCAGUACUGCAAAUCGAUGUGUGAAUGGCCCUAGAAUUUUGUAUGCUUCAUGCUGUGGAAAGAAUCUGUUAAACCACAAUAAAUUACAAUGCAAGUUA
Oncorhynchus mykiss (rainbow trout) is the source of this 2062-nucleotide messenger RNA. Its product is annotated as perilipin-2. Lineage: Eukaryota; Metazoa; Chordata; Actinopteri; Salmoniformes; Salmonidae. Gene Ontology annotation, biological process: lipid storage; positive regulation of triglyceride storage. Gene Ontology annotation, cellular component: cytosol; lipid droplet. The record is from RefSeq and is a predicted model, not a curated record.